CCGAAACAAUCACCGACCUCCUUGUCCCCAUCAAAUACACCCCAAAACGCAAAAAACCACAGAAAAUAAGGGCGAACAAAAAUCUCCGGCGGUUCUCUCGUCUUCCGACGGCUGUCGUUUCGUCAGAGUCGCUGAGAUCCGGCAUUUCUCGAUUUAGUUCAGUGAAAGGUCUACAAAAUGGUUGCUCAGGGAUUCACUGUGGAUCUUAACAAGCCCCUUGUAUUUCAGGUUGGUCAUCUUGGAGAAGCUUACGAGGAAUGGGUUCAUCAACCUAUUGUGACAAAGGAAGGCCCUCGGUUCUUCCAGAGUGACUUUUGGGAGUUCUUGACCCUUACAGUCUGGUGGGCAAUUCCUGUCAUUUGGUUGCCAGUUGUAGUCUGGUGCAUCUCCAUGUCAGUAAGCAUGGGCCGUUCACUUCCAGAAAUCGUUUCAAUGGUAGCCUUGGGAAUAUUUAUCUGGACGUUUAUAGAAUACACUCUUCACCGAUUCCUUUUCCACAUAAAAACGAAGAGUUACUGGGGAAACACUGCACACUAUCUUCUUCAUGGAUGCCAUCACAAGCACCCAAUGGACCACCUUCGACUUGUCUUUCCUCCUACCGCAACGGCAAUUUUAUGCUUUCCUUUCUGGAACCUUGUGAAGCUUUUUGCAACUCCUUCUACCACACCAGCGUUGUUUGGAGGCGGCUUGCUCGGGUACGUGAUGUACGAUGUCACUCACUACUACCUUCACCAUGCCCAACCAACUAGACCAGUGACCAAAAAUCUCAAGAAAUACCAUUUGAACCAUCACUUCAGGAUUCAGGACAAGGGAUUUGGUAUAACGUCGUCGUUAUGGGACAUAGUGUUUGGCACUCUACCCACCACAAAAGCCCCCAAAAGAGAGCAAUAGUACUAAGUUGGAAAACGAAAAAGAUAAUUUUACGAGUAUUUACUAGUCUGUUAUAUAUGAAACUCGAUCUAAAUUACUUUUGUCAAAACAAUGUAAGAGAUUGUUGAUUUUGAAAGAGUUUAUCAAGUAAAUUAGAUAAGUGAUAAAAUUUAAUAGUGUACUGUUUAAUUUAUCAUACAAUUUAUGACCAUGUAAUCAUUUGUAAAAUA
Eutrema salsugineum is the source of this 1100-nucleotide messenger RNA. RefSeq names its product dihydroceramide fatty acyl 2-hydroxylase FAH1. The record is from RefSeq and is a predicted model, not a curated record. The transcript is spliced from 7 exons. The coding region runs from base 178 to 891 and encodes 237 amino acids. Gene Ontology annotation, molecular function: iron ion binding; fatty acid 2-hydroxylase activity. NCBI's taxonomy places the organism in Eukaryota, Viridiplantae, Streptophyta, Magnoliopsida, Brassicales, Brassicaceae. Gene Ontology annotation, cellular component: endoplasmic reticulum; membrane. Gene Ontology annotation, biological process: lipid biosynthetic process; fatty acid metabolic process.